This is a messenger RNA of Pararge aegeria (speckled wood butterfly), 5785 nucleotides long. RefSeq lists its product as uncharacterized. The transcript is spliced from 3 exons. Lineage: Eukaryota; Metazoa; Arthropoda; Insecta; Lepidoptera; Nymphalidae. The record is from RefSeq and is a predicted model, not a curated record. Bases 254 to 4816 code for a protein of 1520 amino acids.
CAAAACAAAGAUAAUGUGUAGUGUUUACACCAAAGUUUAAUUAAUUAAGAUAAGUGCUAUAUGGGCUAUCUUAAAUUAAAUUUGGACUACACUUCCUACAAUCUGUAAACAUAGAGCAAUAACUUCUUUUCAAAUAGAAUUAUUAUCAAUAUUACACGGUUAUUAUAAAAUAUGUGUGUAGUUUUGGUGCCAAAAGCUAGUGGUGGGUGUGAAUGUAUUUGUGAACGUGCUUGAAAUAAGUGUUGAUUAAACCAUGGUGGCGAUGGUCGAAGUUGCUAAUAAUAACUAUUUCGCGUCAUUUUUACCUACUGUAAAUUCACCGCCUGUUCCCCAUCGAGACAUCACGGGGGCAAAUACAACAUCAUAUCGGCCAUAUAACGAAGAAUACAAUUCCGUUCAGCACCACUUAGACAGACCACUUCAACAAGAAAUAGAAGUUGAUCGCGCCAAAAAGGACAAAAAAUGGUCUAUUGGAAAACUUUUUAGAAGAAAAAAGAAGGAAGAUGAAAGCGGUUCGUCUUCACAAAGUGAAGAUGGUGGCACUAACCGCUCGCCAUCGAAAAGGAAAAGCAAAAAGAAGAAACGGGCUCCAGUAGUUAAUAACUUUGAUCACAUAGUGAUAAGAGAUACAAGACGAGCUCAAAGUUUAGCCAACCCAAAUAUCCAUGAUCUUAACGAUGAUGGUGUUUUGUCCGAUCCUUCAGCUGGUUUUCUCAAUUACAAAAUAAAUAGCCAGGAAAUAUAUGCUCCUGAAGAAUCUAUACAGAUUAAAGACGAUACACCUCGUUUGGGAAAAGGAAUUUUAGAAACUCCUUCGCGUAAAAAAAGGAAAAGUAGAUUAAAAGCGCGUGUUGAGGCCCUUAGAAAUAGUAUGAAAGGAGAAUCCAGUAGUGAAGAUGAGUCCCUAAAAUCAUCUUCAAAUUCCUCUUCUAUGAUUCGAUUUCGAAGUGAGGAUUCAUUGAUGAGAUCUCGAGACAGUUCUUUGAAUAAAAGAUCAAGAAAUGCCCGUAAUGAAAGGUAUAUUAAAAGGCUGUCUCGUGACGAAGAACACCAACUGAAUAAAGAAGCUGAGUUACUACAACAAGGCUAUACUAAAGCUGAAGUUGAAAUGUUAACAAGAACACCGACCAGUCAAAGUAGUGGUUACGGAACAUGCAAACGCGAAACAACAAAUAAUAAAGCAUCUGACCAAAUAAUUGUAAAUGAAACAAAUAGACGUCCAAUGAAAUCUGAGUCUAUAUCAUCGUUCCCAUCAACUCAAAGUUACCCAUCAUCCAUAAAUUUUAAUGCAAAAGUAAAUAAUGAACGUAUCAACUACGCUAUACAAUAUUCAAGUAACAACGUGAAUCGAGGAUCAUUACAUAUUAAUAACAAUAGAGAAGGAAGUGUUUCAAGCCAGUAUGAAAAUCCAGAAAGUAUAAUUUGCGUCAAAUUUCCAUUGGGAAAUGUGGCAAAAAAAGAAGAAAAGGCUCCUCCAGUGCCACCGCCACGGGAUAUGCAUCGAAAGGUGGUAACACCGGUAUCAAUGCACUAUGAAAACAGUCACGUAGCAGCAGAUAGAAUAACGAAUAAUAACAACAGCUUUAAAUAUGGUGUACCUAAUAAUGAUUUUGAAAGAUUAAUGAGGAGGAGUCAAGAAAGAUUUGUUAAUUAUGGGAUGAAUGGGUUGCGAAGACCAAUAUCAACUUCUGAAGAUCAUAUAGCUAUGCAAGACAAUGAAUAUGUACAGAAUUACAUGAUUAAGAAUGAGCAACCACGAAGGCCAGCAUCUGUGUCGGCUGAACCUAAACAUUAUGGUAAUUUUGUGAGCAAUACACCGCUAAGAAAAGCUGUAGAUCAAGGGUAUCUUAUAAAACCAGAGCCAAUACAAUUAAAACAGGACUAUCUAUACUACGCUGAUGAAAGCCCGAGGUCUCGCAGGCCUAUAAGUAUCAAAACUAGUCAAAACGGUUACCACAACCAAUAUCUAAGUGACUCACAAGUUUCUUUAGAUCUUAGUAGAAAACCUCAUCAGAGACCACGAAAUGCGUCUGAAUUUUGGAAAAAAAUUGAUGAUGCAGAAAAACAAAAAAGGCAACAAAAUAUUUUUGCUCACUCAAGAAGUAAAAGUGAAUUCAAUGGGGCUACGCAUAAUAAUAGGCUAUUUGCAGACCAUAAAAAUUCUAUAUGGCCUAAAAGUCUAGAUGGCAAAGAUGGAAUUGAUAGUUUAAAUAAAAUCAAGUCCAUUGAUACAAUUGACGGAGCUAAAGUAUGGAAAGCAACUACUGAGUACAAGCGAUCCACUACGAUAGAGCCAAAAUCUACCGCAUCUCCAACUAAAACUCAUACAAGACAUAAGUCGGAUACCUUUGUUUCAAGCUCAAACUUAGCAUCUGAUGAAGAAAAAUGUUCAGAGAGACGAAAAUCUACAAACCUCGAUGAUGCGUUAAAUGAAUUAGAAGCGAUUUACAAUAGUUUGGGUUUAGGAGAUGAAGAUCUUUUAGACAGAGCUGAACGCCGAGAACUGAUGACGCCAAAAUUCAAUGACCAAUUUAACGACUGGAAUGGAAAUGACGACAUUCAAUUAAGUAGUCAACCUUCAACACCGUUGCGACGGCUAUCAAGAAGAUCAACACUACCUGACAAGUUGCAAGAUGAUAUGGCAUUUCGACGCAUGAACUCAUUUGGUAGCAAAGAUAAAUCAAAUCACAAAGAAGCACAGGCUCAGAUUAGCUAUAUGCUAGCCUCUCCCGUGUACGUGCCCUAUGCGUCAGAUGAUGACAGACAAUCAGAGCGUAAUGAGCCUGAUGUAAUUUAUGACGACGUUGUUUACCGAAAUAUAAAACAAACUAACAGUAGACUAAAAACUGUGGAUCCCCAACCACCAUUUGGUAUUCCCGUGGUUCCUAUAUCUCCAGCACCACAAAGUGAUUAUUUACAUGCCACUCCUGAAAAUAAAGGAAGAUCCCGAUUUAUACCAAAAAGAUCUCCCGAUAUUGUAGCUGAUGAUUUAGCAUAUAGAAGUCUGAGAAAGGACAACAGACAUUCAUCACUCUUUAAUGGUGAACACAAUGGUUAUGUUAAUAAUAAUAGUUACCCUGAUCAUCCAUUUAUGAAAGAUUCUGCUGCAAAUAUAAAAAAGAAACGAGCAGUGCGAUCUUUAUCAGCUAAUAUAUUUUCUAUGAUACAGAAAGAAAUAGAUGACGCCUUAAACAUGAGCAAAAUGUCUAAAUUACAAAAAACUCACAGCAACAGCGAUGUCAUGCGAAGGUUACGUGAUACUUUUGAGAAAAAUGACAAUCAAAAGGACUGCCAUCCCCGAAAUAAGGUAAAACAAAGGCAUAAUACAGUUAACUUGUUUGUCAACAGCACUCAUACACCUUCACAUCAUUUUGCAAAAGAUGAUUCAUUUAUUCAUAAAGAUGAUGUUUGUGUUGCUAAACCACCAUCAUGUGAUAAAUCUAAAAGUUCAUCCCCAUCAAAUCGAUCACCACAAGCUUUUAAGCGAUCAUCAAAAGACGAAUUUCAACAGGUUCUUAGUAUGCUUGCACAAGAAGCUAUGGACACUAGUAAUAAGCUAGGCGUAGCUUUAGCAGAGUUAGACAAGAAUCGAAACAAAAAUGAGAUUUCAGACAUCCAGAAUAGGAUAUCAGAUAGUAGAAUGAAUUUUAUGAAUGAAUUAACAAAUAAAAGUUAUGAAUCAUCUGUAUCUGAUUUCAAUGAAAGCCAAGGAAAACCCGUUGCUCAAAAUAAUAAUAUGUCAAAAAAAUCUGCAGAUAAUUCCGUUGAAGACUCAAAAGGGAAAAAAACUGAAGAUAGUUUGAUAAAAAUAUCGGAUCAACUACAUAAAGUUGAAGAUCAGUUAAAGUAUAGUUUUGAGAAAGAGCUCCUGGAAGGUGAAAGCUUAAAAGUUGAUAAAAAUAUAAUUGGCUUUAAGGAGUUAUCAAAAUCAAAAGACUUAUUAAUUUUACAUGACGAAAGCAAUGUGUUAACGCCUGAUGUUAUACCAUUAACGAUAAAAAACGACACCGAAGAAGUUGCAUCGACAGAAAAAACUCAGGAGUCAGAAAUACCUCCACUGCGUUAUAAUCCUCUCAAUCCUUUUUUAAAUACAGAUGAUGCUUUGAAAGAACUCAACGAGAUAAGAGCUUUUAAAGAAUUGAAAGAUGGAAUUUCGGAUCUAAUCGCAGGUAUUACAGAGGUAAAUGAAAAAUUAUUUGUAUCUAAAUCACCCAAAAACGAACAAUGUUCUAUUAGUAGUUCUGAACCAGCUUUGAAACAAGUUAGUGAAAAAUUCAAUAAUUUGACACAGAAUCAAAGUGUCGCAGAUAUGUCUAAUAGAACGUCUGCAAACCUCUCAAUUUACGAAAAUGAUAUAGAAAAUAAAAGGGAAACGGCAGAUUCAACAGAGUACAACUCAUCAGAAGAACUUGCAACAAUUUUCAAACUUGAUUACAUUGCUAAGCCAGAAGAACCUAAAGACGUAAGCCGAAACAAUAACGAAAACAAAGAACGCAACGACUUGAAUUCCCCGAAACUUGUUAAAACAAUGACUCAGCAUUUGAGAAGGCUUUCAGUUGAUGAAAGUACUAGUCAAAACAAUUCACUGCCAUCUACUGUAGUACCAUGGAGAGCUAAGAGGCAAAAUAGUAAUACACAAAAUGAACAAAAAGGCGAUAGUACGAAGUCAAAGCGCAAUUGGCACGACUCUGGCACGUUGAUGUUAGCUUGCUCGUACACCUUAAUGUUCUCGCAGCACCUGGCAGACUUGGAUUGGUUGACGCUGCUCGGCUUGCUGUUGGCAAUGAUCACAAUUAUCGCCAUGCUUGUAAUUUGAUGUGUAACACCGGUGCUGAUGUAGUUGUACGCAAAUCCUUAAGCCGAAGCCAAACUAUAGCGACAGCAGACUAAUUUUGCGAACGUUAUCCCAAGACGAAGACUAGCUCGCGGAAUAAAAAAAAAGUCAACGGAGCUUUGGUUUAGCUUGAACUUAAAAUAAACGUAAUUGUCGGUUCUUAUGAACUUUGUGUCAAGACAUUCAAUGAAUUCAGCAUUUUUGGAUUCAAGUGUCAAAGGGUGAAAUCGGGAAUAAUGUUUGAAGACGCACGCUUGAAAAUGGAAACAUGGAUCAGUCCUAAACUUUGCAGCUUUGUGUGUAGGUCUAUCCUUUGCAAGAGGGACCAAUAAAGCAAAGAUGGUACUGCUGUUAAAUCUGUCAAUUUAGUAUAGUUAAGGAUUUGUGUACAAUUGAAUCGAUGCCAUUAUACUGAUAUAACCUUGCAUAAGUAUUUUAUAAUUUUAUAUUUUAUUGCAUAAGUAUUAGUUAAUGUUGUAUGCUACUUCAUUUAAGGCACACAGUUGAAAAAUAUUCAAUAUUUUUGAUAAUUGAGCUAUGAAAUUGGCAAAUAUUAGCGGCACUUUGGUAAAAUAGUUUAUUAAAAGUUUUAUUUUAAUUAUAACAUAAAUGUCUCUAAACUAUAUUCAAGCUGUGAUUUAUUAUUUAAAAAAUAAAAGGUGUUUCAAAUACAAAUAAAUAAACUUGGAAUUAUCAUCAAUCAUUGGUUUUCCGCAAUUUGCAUGAUGAAUAAUGAAUAAAUGUUUGCAUGUAUUUUAUUAGUACGUGCUUUAUGAUACAGGUGCUAUUAUGAACGUACACAACGUUAUUGACAGUUCUAAAAGUACCUACUAGGAAAUUAUGGAACACGUACUGUAAUUUUAAUUUACCGAAGAGUUCAGUGCUAGUAGUGAAAAGGACAGCACUACUUUUAGAACUGUCAAUUUAGUUUAAAUAUUUGUGUACAGUCGA